UAUUACCAACUGCACAACGGCCGAGCAUGCUGCAAUAGCUCCCGACACUCGUGUAAUCUAUUCGUUUGUGUAUUAAAAGGCUAGGAAAGAUCUGCCGUCUUUGUUGCAUUCCAAAAUGGUCGAGGAAAAGGAGAAUACAGCCAGUGCAAACGCCGCUGCUGGGCAGGAGCCGGUCUCCAAGAAGGGAGCAAAGAAGCAAGCGAAAGCGGCCAAGAAAGCUGAGCAGAAAGCCGGCACUGCCGCUGCCCUCGCCGCGGAAGAUGCGGCCGGUGACAAUGCAGCGGAUCAUGCUUCAGCUCGCUACGGUCUCUCCGAGAUGAUACAGUCGAAAGAUAAGCGCAGCGAGCGCGAGUUUGUGUCUGUGCCCGAACUGAAUGCGCAUGUGGGCAAGAGUCUGGUCUGGGUACGUGGCCGCGUGCAUACGUCGCGCUCAAAGGGCAAACAGUGCUUCCUUAUUCUGCGCCAGCAGAGCAGCACGGUUCAAUGCAUUCUGGCCGUGGGCGACAUCAUCUCCAAGCAGAUGGUCAAAUUUGCCGGAAACAUACCGAAGGAGAGCAUUAUCGACAUCCAAGCGAAGCCAGUGUCUGUGCCCACCAGAAUUGAGUCUUGUACGGAACAGUUGUUGGAGCUGUGCGUGGAGCAGAUUUUCGUCAUUUCGCAGGCAAAGGCACAGCUGCCACUGCAAAUUGAGGACGCAUCUCGACCUGAAAACGCAGACGAUGCCGAGGGACUUAACAUACGCGUCAACCAGGACACCAGACUAGAUAACCGCGUACUCGACUUGAGAACACCAGCAAAUCAGGCCAUUUUUCGCCUGGAGGCUGGCGUAUGUCGUUUGUUCCGCGAUAUUCUGACCGAGAAGGGAUUCACCGAAAUCCACACGCCCAAGAUCAUUUCCGCUGCCAGCGAAGGUGGCGCUAAUGUCUUUACCGUCAGUUACUUCAAGGAUUCUGCAUAUCUGGCGCAGUCUCCGCAGCUGUACAAGCAAAUGGCAAUCGCUGCCGAUUUUGACAAGGUGUACACUGUUGGCGCAGUGUUCCGCGCAGAGGACUCAAACACGCACAGGCACUUGACCGAGUUCGUUGGACUCGAUUUGGAAAUGGCAUUCAAAUACCACUACCACGAAGUGUUGCAUACGAUUGGCAAUACGUUUACAGCCAUCUUCAAGGGUCUGCGCGACAAGUACAGCCGAGAGAUCGAAGCCGUUGGCCAGCAGUAUAAGGUGGAGCCAUUCAAGUUUCUGGAGCCGCCGCUUAUACUGCAGUUCGCGGAGGGCGUGGCUAUGCUGCGCGAAGCUGGCAUCGAGACGGGGGACGAAGAGGAUUUGUCAACGCCAAAUGAAAAGUUGUUGGGUCGCCUGGUGAAAGCCAAAUACGACACUGACUUCUACAUCCUCGACAAGUUUCCGCUGUCGAUACGUCCGUUCUACACGAUGCCCGACCCCAACAACCCGAUCUAUUCCAACUCGUAUGACAUGUUCAUGCGCGGUGAAGAGAUCCUGUCGGGCGCGCAACGUAUACACGAUCCCGAGUACUUAAUUGAGCGUGCCAAGCACCACGGCAUUGAUACCACGAAAAUCGCUGCUUACAUUGAAUCCUUCCGUUACGGAUGUCCACCGCACGCUGGCGGCGGCAUUGGCAUGGAGCGUGUCGUUAUGUUGUAUCUUGGCUUGGAUAACAUUAGAAAGACGUCAAUGUUCCCACGUGAUCCCAAACGGUUAACGCCUUAAACGUGAUCGAUUCAAAAACAAUAACUUAUAUUUUAUUGAAUUAAAUUCGCUACAAUCUUUUAUUUCCCUCUAACUUUCCAAUCUGUGAACCUUCGCCAACUCUCAACAUUUUUUUAUUUUAGUAGACGCCUGCUACUCCCUAAGUCUAUAUCCUCUUUUAAGAAAUUGCAUACUGCAAAGUUGUCUGACAACAAAAUUUGUAAAGACUGUUUAGGUCAAAGUGUUUAAAACCAUACGAAAUAAAUCUUUGCAAGUGUGUUUGGUAA
This is a messenger RNA of Drosophila novamexicana, 1995 nucleotides long. RefSeq names its product aspartate--tRNA ligase, cytoplasmic (gene AspRS). The transcript is spliced from 6 exons. Gene Ontology annotation, molecular function: RNA binding; ATP binding; aspartate-tRNA ligase activity. Gene Ontology annotation, biological process: aspartyl-tRNA aminoacylation. The record is from RefSeq and is a predicted model, not a curated record. Gene Ontology annotation, cellular component: aminoacyl-tRNA synthetase multienzyme complex; cytosol; cytoplasm. The coding region runs from base 116 to 1729 and encodes 537 amino acids. Lineage: Eukaryota; Metazoa; Arthropoda; Insecta; Diptera; Drosophilidae.